Molecule: messenger RNA, 968 nt
Organism: Aspergillus novofumigatus IBT 16806
Lineage: Eukaryota; Fungi; Ascomycota; Eurotiomycetes; Eurotiales; Aspergillaceae
Exons: 2
Coding region: 1-882 (293 amino acids)
Source: RefSeq, a predicted model, not a curated record
AUGACGCGCUUCUCCUUCCUCCUGCUGGCCUCGGCCAUCUCCCUUACCACAACAGCAUCCAGCCUCAAGCGCGAUACUCUCAAGCCUUUUCAAAAUGGCCGCUUCGCGCCAUCAAAUAAUGCAUCCACCUCGGUAGCAUACGACAACAAUCUCCUCCCGCGGUACUACGAGUGCCUACCAGGUGCACAUCUGUGCGACGCCGGCCAGUGCUGCGACUUUACCUGCUGCUCGGAUGGAUCCUGCUGUCCGGCCGCUCAGCUUUGCUACAACGAUGUGAAGCCAUCCAAGGGACCGACAUAUUGCUGUGAACUGUAUACUGAGAAGGAAUGCGAUACGAGAUGUGUGCCGAUGUUGUCGGAGUGUUGUGGUGAUGGGUUCUAUUGUAAAUGGGGCCAUACAUGCAGUGGGAGCUAUGACGAUGACGACGAUGUUGGGAGCGGUGGUGGUUCUGAAGAUCACGAUUCAACGACUUCGUCCACGUCUACGGAGCGUAAAGUGUCUACUACCUCAGAAUACACGACUCACACGGAGGCGCACACAAGGACAUCCUAUUCUGAGACGGAGUCCACGACAGGUUAUUCCACGACAGAAUCCGAGAGCAGCACUCGAACGCGAUCAAUGGAUACGGAUUCCGCAUCGGAGACCACUGAGACGGAUUCAUCAGCCUCAACCUUGACCUCGACCUCGACCUCAACGUCGUCUCGCAGGACGACGACAGAUUUUCCCACGGUGUCAAGUUUCACCCCAACCAGGACUUUUGUUCCGGUUCCAGUACCAACCAGUACAGUAUCUCUCUCGGGAGCAAACAAGAAUAGCUUCUCGAGCUUCAAGAUGGGAUUGUUGGUGGUCGUGGCUGCAGUUGGUUGGUAUUUUACACUCUGAUCCGCGGACUAACACAAUCCCCCUGGGUGCAUCUCUAACCAAUGUAAAUAUCAAGUGGUGGCCAGAUGGUAUGAUCUCCAAUGCGG